This is a messenger RNA of Lithohypha guttulata, 2061 nucleotides long. RefSeq lists its product as uncharacterized. The record is from RefSeq and is a predicted model, not a curated record. The coding region runs from base 1 to 2061 and encodes 686 amino acids. The transcript has a single exon. Lineage: Eukaryota; Fungi; Ascomycota; Eurotiomycetes; Chaetothyriales; Trichomeriaceae.
AUGGUCUAUACGAAGGAGCGCCUCGAGCACGCCCUUCGAGUCUUCCACGAGAUCGCACCAUACGGCAAUGAAAGAGGGUUUCCAUCAGACAAUCUUGAGAGACAUUUGCGAAGCAGGUAUGGCUUCCGCAGGGCGGCUAAAAUAGUUCCAUUACCCAACUUCAGCACGUGGCACGAGCAUAGUAAGGAAGGCUCCGACGAUGGUGAGUAUGAUCCAAAGCAGGAGAAGAAAAAGUCGUGCAAUCGCAAGAAAAAGAACGACCCAAAGAGGAAGGCCGAAGACGUAGGCGACGAGGAAAAGCAGGUGAAGAAGACAAAAGAUGAGGAGAAAGCAAGUCUGGAACCUUAUAUAACGUUCAGGCUGAUGACCGAGAACGGAAGACGUUUCCUAGCAGACCUUGGGCCCAUUCGUGGGCGGGGUCAGGGUGAUUUCGAGGAUGAGGAGCUGGAAAGGGAGCCACAUCCUGAGCCAAGCUACUUUAAUAGGUAUCCAAGCACUAGAAAGUCGAGGAAGAACUCGGAUGCCUAUGGUACGACUGAGCUUGCAAGAGAAUGGGGUGUUGAGUCUGAGAUAUCGAAAGUCGGUGGUGCGCUGGCACGCACGUCCUUACGUAGUGGCAGAAUCUUAAAGAAGAAGAAAUCUGAGGAGCGCAAGGAACAAGACGUCGAGGACUAUAAUCCUGACAACGACCGAGAUCCCGUUGUCACUAAGGACCUGGACAAAGACCAUGUCAGCCAAGCUCAACCAAGUCCCACAACGAGCACUGUCACCAAGCCAGAUGUCACUAAGCCAAUACCUGCCAGACAGAUCGGUUCUUGGGACGAUCCCAUCGAGCUUCUCGAUGACUCCGAUGAAGAGGGCCCACACCUUCCAAACAGCCAUGCUACUCUCCACCAUCACAAUAAAAACAACGCAACCAGGCAGCAAUAUCCUCCGUCACCAGUCUCGCUACGGAGUGACAGUGUUAGCCUGAGCCAAGCAAGUCGUUCGCAUGAUGAAUUUUACAGCGAGGCGAGCACGUUCACUAUCGAGACCUACUAUGCCCACCCCAUCCACUUCCGCCUCAUACCUAAAGCUCGCACACAAUGUGACUUUUGCGCUGACUAUCGCAUGGGCAUCCUAGGACUAGGCAAACGAGCAGUCUCCGUCUUCGUCGAUAAGGACAAGCCCUUCCAAUACCAAGAGCUAGGCGACGGCCAUUGCAAUGAAGGAAAAUCACCCACGAAAAUGUGCGUGACCUGCGCCCUGAGAAGGUUGUGGAUAACACGCUGCCACGAUCCCAGUGCCAGCAGCUACAAUAGCAAUUCCAGAGCUCGGUCCAACACAAAGCCAGCAUUUCGAAGAGUCCAGGGUUUAAUGCCAACAAAAGAGAGGCUAGCCGCCUAUCUGAGACAUCUUUUCAAAAAGGAGUUGUUGCCAGGGACGAACACACUUUCCAAGACUGCGCUUCUCCCCACCUGCAAUCUCUGCUUCACGCCCGCAAUGUGGGAGUGCUGCAAGUGGCAGAAGACGGAUAUUAUGAAAAGGCCGUGCAGGAUUCCAGAUCAGACGGAUUCUUCAGCUGUGGUGAGGGCUUUGUCAGGUACUCCGAGCACACCUCCAAGGAAGAUGGACGCUGAUGUCAAACCAAUCUUUGAGGAAAAGCCUACGACAUCAGUUGACAAGGAUGACGACGUUGACAUGGCCCCCAACGCCUUGCCUUCAUCCUCGUCUUCGAUCACAAACAGCCUCAAAUCACAAAAUCUCCCUUCCUCAAACUCCUCUUCAAAACCACCACACCCCCACUCCUCAACAACAACACUCUCCUCCCCGUCCUACCUCCGCGCCCCCAUAAGCGGAUGCGGCCUCAAACUCUGCUUAACAUGCAAAUCCUUCCUCGAAACACGCUGCAACGGUCAACUCGACAGGUCAAAAGUGAUGAAAUGGCUGAGGGCUGGGCCAGAACAUGGGAAUAAAUUUGGGCCUCGGGCGGAUGUUGAAUGGUUGUUUGGGGGGAGUAUGUUGGAGAGGUGUUAUGAGAUGGGGGUUGGGGAGUGUGGGAAGGGCGGAAGGAGGGGAUGA